AUGUCUGCUUCCGAUAUCGCCAGUAAUCGAACGGCCGAAGAACAUGCCUUCUUGUCGCGCGCCGCCAGCUACAAUCACCUUCCCGAUCUGAUCCAGUCCGAUACCCCUUCCCCCACCCUGCGGAGGACCUUCUCGGACCUGGCUUCCCAGCACCAGUCCGAAUCGCCCCCGCCUCCCUCCAAAGAGGAUGUCGCCGCCGGCAAGGACAUCCUGCGCCGAACCUCCCUCCAGUCCAAAGACAAGUCCACCAUUGCGGUCUCGCGAUUUACCGUCUCCGCCGAGGAUGUGACCGAUGCGCCGGCGAGCGCCAGCCCUCCGGAGCCCCCUCCCCAGGUCCCGAUGACGAGGGCUCCGGAGCCCGUGGCUCGCCCGUCCAAGGCCCGCGCCAUGUCGGGCCGCCUGGUCAGCUUUGCGCGGAAACCCUGGGCGUCCAAUUCGACCGAUCGACCGCCAUCCCCGUCCGCCAAAAAUUCCCGGCUACGACCGCUUCGGACGGAGGACUCCCCGCCCACCGCGCCCAUGCCGCCGUCCCGGACGAGCCUCCAGCAAGAGUCAGCCGCGGAGCAAUCGGCGGGGAGCCCCGUCCGCAAGCGAACCAUCUUGAGCAAACGACCGCGCCGGCCCGUCGUGGCCGUCGUCACGCAGAGCCGAGAUGAUAGCUCUAGCUCCCCCAGCAGUCCCUCCCAGCAGUCCCUCCGAGCCCAUCCGUCGCUGGAAAAGCUCCCCUCGUCGCUCAAUGUGUCGACACCGGUUCUCCCCCCGGUCCCCAAGGGCGCUACCACCGUCAGCGUGGAUCCCCCGCGGAAGAAGGAUGAGCUCUGGAACGCCUUUCGGGCCCUGGAGGCGGAUUUUCAAAAAUUUCAAUCCAAAUCCAGCGCCUUCAAAGCCAACGUCGUUCGCGCGUCGCUGAUCCCAUUCUUGUCCCGCCAUCAGUCCCAUCCAUCCUUGAAGGGCUUGCGACCCGAGGACCUGGACCGUCGCGUCAACAUCUUGAACAAGUGGUGGAUUGGUCUCUUGGAGAUGCUCAACGGGAAGCACAAUCAAUCCAUCUCCGGCACCGAUCGGCCCACCUAUUUCGACGCCGUGGUCGGGAUCAUGACGCGGCCGGAAUGGCGGGUCCCCUUCCCCAGCCCGCCGUCGGCCGAGACGGCGUCCUGGCCGUUGCAGCCGUCGGCCACCUCCGUCUCCGAGAGCUCCGCCUCCUCGGGCUCGGAUUUCCUGGUGGAGUCCAUCCAUCACAACGUCCGGAAUAUCUUCACGCAGAACCUGUUGUCGCAGAUGGCCUUCGUCGUGGACCGGAUGUCCAUGCGACACGCGCCGGCCAGCCUGGUGGCCUUUUGCGGGAAGGCGUGUGCGUAUGCUUUCUUUUACUGCCCAGGCGUAGCCGACAUCUUGGUUCGACUUUGGAACACAUCCCCGAAUACCUUCCGACAAGUCCUCGCCCAGUCCCGGGUGGACCGGCGUCUCGAUGCGCGGACACUCACCCAGGAUCUGGCGCUGGGCUUCCCCCCGGCCCUGCGGACGUUGUCCUGCCACACGCACACGGCCCUGGUGCGGUAUCUCCGCCAAAAGCCCGAUGUCCCGCUGAACACGGCGCAGAUCCCCUGGCAGAGCCCGUGGGUUUCGCGGUGGUGUGGUCGGGAUACGGAUCUCUUCUUUGUCUUUGUCAAAUACGUCCAUAUCCUCUACGCCGACACGUUCGCCCCGGAUUUUGCGAAAGACCGACGGAUCUUGGCGCCGGGGUUGCUGCCGAUCCACGCCCAGGUCCUCGUUGUCCUGGAGGAUACCCUGUACAAACAGUCGACCCCCCAGGCGCCUGACAACGCCCACACGGCGGCUGCGAUCACCUUCGACGAUUUCAUCGAAGGGGCCGACGCGGCGGUAUCGGCGCUCCCUCUGGGAGCCGCCAACAGUCACCGGUCUAUGGCGGAAAAUCGGCUCAUCAUCCUGCUCCGAGACUUCCUGUCCGAAUCCUCGCAGGAGCCCAAUCACGCUCGACUGUUCUUCGCCGAGUCGUUCUGCUCCAUCAUGAAGUCGGCCGCGCAGAAGAUCUCGCUCUUCGAUCACAACGCGUGCUUCUUACUCUGCGACUUGGUCGAGGAGGUCAUCCCCAUCAUCACCCGCUACUCCCAGUCGGUGGAUCACGACCUGUUUGAUUGGGAUUUUUGGCUCGAGGCCAGUCGGUACAUGAUGCAGAGCCACAAUUCGCUCACCGAGGUCCGGGUGUUUUCGUUUUUAUUUGCUGUCUGGAGUACAUGGACGGCUUGCGAGGAACGAAAGGCUCGGCUGUGUCUGGGUGUUCUCCUGAAUGAGUCGUUGUUUUUCCACUACUUCAGCCACUGGAGUCCCAUGGUUCGCGCCUAUUUCCAGCGUCUUUUGUGCUGGCGCCUUGGCCGGUUCAGCGGUGACCCAUCCCCUCUUGACUCAACCAUUUAUGAGACACUCUCCCAUCGGUUGAACCGUGUAUGGAAGUACUAUCUCGCCUUCCAGAAUCAGGCGGAGGAUCAUUUUUCGGCGCCUUUGUCCUCCGCCCCUUGCACACCAGCCCCGGGACGCAGGAUCAUCAUCAUCCGGUGUGACAACCCCCUCUCGCCGGCCAAUUUAUUCGUGUCGUUCGAUCGCGUCGUCCCUCCCGUCCCGGCCGACACGGCGGAUUCCACGGGGGCCAGCUCCGAUAAAUCCGAUCCCUCGUCCGACGCCCCAUCUUCUGGGAGGAAGAAGUGGGAGAUGUUCAAAUCCAUGUUCGGCGGGUCUAGUUCUCGGUCGGGCGACAAUUCUCCAACGAGCAGCUCCGACGAGUCCGAGACCACCGUUCCCGACACCACGGUGACCGCCGAUAAAUGCUUGGAUGACCAUGGGCGCGCGCCCAACUCGGGUGACUUUCCUCGGCCCCGAACGGCCCACCAGCCUUACUCCUUCAAGUUUUCCCUCGAGUGGAUGGACCGACCUCAAUGGCCCAGCAAGAACAAGCGGCUUUUCACGCCCUGCCUUCCCGUAGGUGCGCAGCUGCACGUUCAGUAUCGGCAAUCUACAUCCAAGGCAGACGGGGACGACAUGGACACGGCGUCUGAAAGCACGACUACUACCGAGACCGACGAUGAAGACGACGGUAUGGAAGAGGCAUAUGACGAGCAGACGUCGACUGAUCCGUCCAGCGGGACGGCACCCAGGGCGUUGGUCAGCGCCAAGAAGCAGGCUAUCUUACAAGAAUCCCAAAUCAUCCUGAAGGACACCAUAGUGGCCAGCAAAUAUGCGGGUCGUGGACUUGCCGAAUGGGCACAGAUCGUGUCCGAAUGCGACAGUUUCUUCGCUCGGAGACGUGACGAGGGAGUUCCUUGCGAUCGAUACGUCGAAACCCCAACGCUGGGCGUUGAGAGCUUCAGGAAGUAG
Messenger RNA from Aspergillus campestris IBT 28561, 3390 nucleotides. RefSeq names its product DUF1765-domain-containing protein. Bases 1 to 3390 code for a protein of 1129 amino acids. NCBI's taxonomy places the organism in Eukaryota, Fungi, Ascomycota, Eurotiomycetes, Eurotiales, Aspergillaceae. The transcript has 3 exons. The record is from RefSeq and is a predicted model, not a curated record.